Molecule: messenger RNA, 2034 nt
Organism: Dujonia railenensis
Lineage: Eukaryota; Fungi; Ascomycota; Pichiomycetes; Serinales; Debaryomycetaceae
Source: the annotation of a GenBank genome assembly
AUGAGUGGUGAAGCAGACGUCGAGGCACCUCUUAUUGAUGGGUCUCAUCCUUCCUUCUCAGAUGUAUUCUGUCCAAACUCUAGGCAAACCCUCCGUAUUUGUUUAAAUUUGAAACAUUUGAUUGACAAGAUAAUUCCAAUCUUAUUCAAUGAGGACGAUAUCUUGAACCAAGGUUCCCCAAUUAUCAACAGCAAUGUAAUUGAAUUGGCUUAUAGAGCCGCUGGUGGUAAAGGAGAUGGGAAACCCGGUACUUCUUCUUAUAAGUAUAGAGCCGCGUUAGUAUUCUGUCUUCUAAAAGUAACUGAUUGGUACUGGCAACAACUGGUUGAAGAAUUGUAUGACAACGAAUUGUAUACUCUUAGAGCUAAAGCUGCUCAGCAGAUUGCUAAAAUAAUCAUUGAAGAACAGACUAAUGAUGAAUAUUUGUUUUUGGGAAUGUUAUGUCAUCGUUAUACAAUUUCACUUUGUGAAGUUGAUGCACCUCCUAUUAGCGUAUUAGAAUUAGCUGUAGAUAUGCAUUCCACUAUUGUAAUUGGUUCCGCAGGUUACCAGCGCUGUAUUAAAUGGUUGUGGAGAGGCUGGAUCAUUCAAAGUGCAACAGAUCCUCAUUCUUACGUUUUAUACAAAGGUGUACUGCUGCAUUCCAUUAGAACCCAUUUCGAUCCAGAAAGAGUUAAGACUCCAUUGUACCAAAAUAUUAUCGAAAUUUUCUUUAGUAUUGUCUACUUAGUACUCUACUCGAUCAUAUUAAAUGGUCAUCAGGAGUCAACAACACCAUUGGAUGGGUUUGAAGUAGUGUUUUACCUCUUUACAAUUGGACUUAUCUUAGAUGAAUUUGUUAAAAUCUACCAUGUUGGAAUGAACUAUGUUGGAUUUUGGAAUGUAUUCAAUGAUUCGAUGUAUGUUAUAUUGGUAAUUGCAAUUACAUUCAGAUUUUUGAGUUUAGAUGCAAAAACUCAGCAUGGACAGGAAAGGUUAGACGAAAUGAGUUUUAGAAUAUUAAGUUGUGCAGCUCCUUUUAUGUGGACUAGGUUAUUGCUCUUCUUGGACGCCCAGAGAUUUGUUGGUGCAAUGAUUGUUGUUUUCAAGACCAUGAUGAAGGAAAGUGUCCUCUUUUUCGUCCUUGCCGGUGUCGUUAUUAUUGGGUUCACACAAGGAUUCCUUGGAUUAGAUAAAUCAGAUGGUAAGAAUGAAGCCACGAAGAGAAUAGUCCUUGCAUUAAUUAAGACAGUUAUAGGUGCCAGUGGAUUUGAAGAUUUUUCAACAUUGGUUCCACCGUAUGCACUGAUCAUGUAUUACGUAUACUCAUUCCUUAUUACGGUCAUCUUGAUGAACAUUUUGAUUGCAUUGUACUCUACUGCAUAUGCAGCAAUUGUUGAAAAUGCAACUGAUGAGUACUUUGCUCUUGUAGCUCAAAAGACUUUAAGGUAUAUCAGAGCUCCAGACCAGGAUUUAUAUGUCCCACCAUUGAAUCUUAUUGAAUUCGUAUUUCUGCCACUUUAUUACACCCUUUCCAAGAGACACUACAAGGCGUUAAACUAUUACCUUAUGCUUUUCUUCUACUCACCACUUUUGGCUUACAUUGCCAUUGAUGAGCUUUCAGUUGCCAGAAGAAUUCAAUACAAUAGAUACAAGGGAUUACCAGACGAUGCAAAUGAAGUUGACUCAGAAUGGGAUUUGACAGAUGGAUAUGAUGCGGAUUCGUCAGAUGGAAUCGAAGAAAGAGACGAGGAAGUGAACCAAGCACUUAUUGAUCAACAUGCUGGGGAACAACUGGAUCCUGAAUUCAAAAUUGAUUUGAAAAAAUUUUAUGGUGAUAUCGACAGUGUUGCUCAACCAGUGACUGAAGCCAACAAGGCCGGAAUCAAAUGGGAGUUUUUCGAACUUUAUAACAAAAUCGACAAACUUAGUGGGUUUGUCGAGGAAGUGGUUGAGGAGAACAGGAAGUUGAGGAAGGAAUUGGAUUUUUUGAGAGACUCCACACCCGAGUCCAAGCCUGAUAUUAAGACUGAAGUCAAGAAGGAGACCAAAUAG